UUCAUGUCAUGCCUUCCAGCUCAACCUUCCUCUUCAUUAAGCAAAAGAAGAACCUUGAUUAGUGCCUUGAAAAACAGUUUGCAACUUACGAAAUUUUCCUAUUAACAAUAUAUAUAUAUACACACACACACACACAGUUCUUGGAAGCUUGUAUUGUUUGCCUUCUUCCUUUUUUUCUUCUUCUCUUUCUAUCAAACUGUAAAGCUGCCCCCUUUUUUUGUGCAAGUUGAAGCUUUUAAGCUCAAGGAUUAAUGGGGUGAUUAAGCUCUUCUGGAUUUGAGUUGUUGAUCAUUGUUUAUUGGAUCCAUUUCUUUGAGGCAAGAGAAACAAAAAGAUUUCUUGUGGAGUUUGAAUCGGGCGGAAAAUGGUAACGAUGUGUGCCCAUCAUUAGGAACUAUAUAUUUGAUCCGAGACCGAAGAUGGACGACACAUUUGGUAAUGGUCGGAAAGACGACGAGGGUAAAGACGAGUCACUGCGAAACUUGGAAGAAAACAGGGAUGUUUUGGGAGAGAAUGGAACGGAUUAUUACGAAUUAAAAUCGAAAAAGCUGGCUAGAAGGGCAACUCCACAGCAUUCUCUAAUAGGAAAUGCUGGUAAACGAUUUCCAAGUAUUUUUAGCUUAGGCAAUAUGGUUCCGAGGCAUAUGAUUACUCUAGAUGAGAAAUACCUUCGACGUUGCCUGGAAUUGCUUCGUAUCAACACGACGAAAGCAGCUCAUUGCGACAUACCCGUGAACUUGAGCUCAGUAAAAAUGGACAUUUUGUCUGGUGCACUGAAUUCAGCUAAAAUCGGGGAUGAAGAUGCUUGUGAAUUCGGAAGGUUUGUUUUCGACUGUCCACCGGCAGUUGGGACCGCUGGAGUAGUCAUUCAUCCUGUGGAACAGUGGGUCGUAGGUUCUAAAAGGCGCAGUCGGAGUAUGGCAAAUAUCUCGAAGAGCCCAUUGUUACAGAAAUUUGGUCCACUCGACGUCGAUCCAAGUUCAAAUGACGUUAAAAGAAGGAUAAGUUAUGACUUAAUGAGCUCUCCCGGUGGUUUCAGUAACUAUUCCUCGCAUAAGCUAGGAAGCGAAACACCCAUGUCCGAAAAUCGUAAAUACAGAUCCAAGACUGUGCAUAAAAGGUUAAGUUCCAAGUCGAGUACAAACUCAACAUAUUCUGAUCAGUCCGUUUCUUCGACUUCGACAAUUUCUCGGGGAAUGCUUCAAUGCACAUGGAAGGGUGGGAAUCCGUAUUUCGUUUUCUCCUUGGAUAAUCAGAGGGAGUUAUACGUAGCCAGUAUGUGGAAGGAAGGAUCAGCUCGGGGUAACAGUCCGGACUGUAUCUACUUGUUCCAUUCAAGCAAGGGUAGACACAAGGAACAUGGGAUUAGUGACAUCGAGUCGAACCUUGUCGGUAAGAUGAAGGUAUCGAGUUCGUUCUCGAUAUGUCCCAAAGGUUCUAAAAUCAAGGAGACGGAGUUUGUUUUGUUUGGUGGUAUCGAAACUUGAAUCCGGAGAUUCAAACUUCGAGCCAUAACGACAGGAAGAAUAAGGGUCUACAGAAAAAGGUGGUAGAAGCAUUCAAGAGCAGUCAUUCGUCCAAGCUGAGAACAAGGUCGUCUACUUCCAUAAUGGAGGAUUCUUCUUGGGGUCCAUGCCAAGAUGCAGUCAACAAUUCCGAUUCACUCGAUACGACGACAAAUCACUCAGAGAAGGAACUUCCACCGAAUCUUGAAUUGACUGCUAUUGUUGUGAGGAACCAUCUUCCUAAAAUCCUCUGCCCGAAGUCGGGGGUUGGGGCUUAAAGUUUCUCCGGAGAACGGCGGGUAAGCAACAUGUUGAAACCGUGGAAGCCUCAGUUUCAUGUGCUUGUUCUCUGAAUACCGGUGAUUGCUCGACAAGUAUGGAUAUUCUAGUUCCUGCAGGUAUUCAUGAUGGUCCAAGAACCAGAAAUGGUGGCCCCUCUAGUCUUAUCGACAGAUGGAGAUCCGGUGGACAUUGCGACUGCGGCGGCUGGGAUUUGGGCUGUCCGUUGACUGUACUUAAAUCCAGAUCAAGUAAAGAACCAUGUUUGCCUUCGACGGAUACAUUCGAUGCGUGCAAGCUAUUCGAUUUUUUCGUUCAGGGCUUGAAGAACGGUUCUCCGACGUUGAGGAUAGCAAACGUUCGUGAUGGCCUGUAUUAUAUUCAUUUUCAAUCAGCACUCUCAGCCCUGCAGUCUUUCUCAAUUGCAGUCGCAUACAUCCAUGCGCAAAGUCCGGGUUUCCGACCGGAAAACAUAAAGCCGACGAGGUAGCAAGUUCCGGGUCCGAAGUUCAUGUUAGUUGUCACCUUCUCACCAUGCCAUGACAGUAUGUAAGUUUGAAAAUUUAGGUAUUUACACACGAACCGUGAUCGGUAUCUUAUAUCGGUUGUUCAUAAUAGAAUGGAGAGUUAGAUUGAGUGAAUUUUUACCA
Molecule: messenger RNA, 2434 nt
Organism: Hibiscus syriacus
Lineage: Eukaryota; Viridiplantae; Streptophyta; Magnoliopsida; Malvales; Malvaceae
Exons: 3
Coding region: 420-1487 (355 amino acids)
Source: RefSeq, a predicted model, not a curated record